This is a messenger RNA of Arachis duranensis, 1732 nucleotides long. RefSeq lists its product as uncharacterized. Gene Ontology annotation, molecular function: RNA-DNA hybrid ribonuclease activity; DNA binding. Gene Ontology annotation, cellular component: RNA polymerase III complex. Gene Ontology annotation, biological process: transcription by RNA polymerase III. Lineage: Eukaryota; Viridiplantae; Streptophyta; Magnoliopsida; Fabales; Fabaceae. The transcript is spliced from 11 exons. The coding region runs from base 97 to 1491 and encodes 464 amino acids. The record is from RefSeq and is a predicted model, not a curated record.
CCGUCAGGUCUCUUCUCUCUCGUGUUUUUAAAUUCAAAUAGUCUCUUACUCGCAGUGGCGGCUCUGCCUUAAAUCAUUUCUCUACUUUGCGAUCUAAUGGAUUCAAACCGUUCAAAUAAUGCCCCAGGAAGGAAGGUUAAAUUCGCACCAAAAGCGCCACCUCGCCGAGCGCCAAAGAAAGAAGUUAAAGCUGAACUGGCCGAGGAUCAUGAUGCGGAACAGGCCAAGGAUUUGCUUCGGCGCUUCAACGAAAGUGCCAUGAAUGGCAGGCACAAGGUUGAGAAAAAAGUGUCAGCUUCACAGAUUGCCUUUGGUUAUGGAGGCGAAGCAACAUCCUUCAAGCCAUAUCGCAAUCCCAGCAGUGGCAGUGACAAUUCUGCAUUCAGUGGUGUGAGAGAGAAAGAAUACAAAGAACCAUGGGACUAUUACAGUAAUUAUCCUGUUACACUCCCAUUGAGGAGGCCUUAUUCAGGAAACCCAGAACUCCUUGAUGAAGAGGAAUUUGGGGAGGCUGCAGAAUCCAGAACCUUCGAUGAAAAUUCAACAAAUCCAGCAAAGGAGCUUGGCCUUUUGGAGGAAAACCCGGAGACAAGUGUGUUCUUGAUCCAGUUACCAGCAGCUCUGCCAGCGAUUAAAGGAUCAGCUUCUUCUGGAGGCCAAGAUGGCAGUGAGAGCUCUUCUAAACCUCAAGGAUCCAUGAAAAAAGUGAAGCCCUGUAAGUUGAAUGAACUACCACCUGGCCUCAUGGGCAAAAUGCUUGUAUACAAGAGUGGUGCUAUCAAACUGAAGCUUGGCGAUACACUUUAUGAUGUUUCCCCCGGUUCAGAUUGUACAUUUGCUCAAGAUGUUGCUGUUAUGAAUACUGGUGAAAAACAUUGUUGCGCAAUUGGGGAGAUCAGCAAGCGUGUCAUUGUAACUCCAGAUAUAGAUGACAUGAUUAGUGUGACUCGUUGGGUGAAGCCUCCUAUUGGUAAGGUGAAGCUGAAUUGUAAUACAAGUCUAUCCUUGGCGAUGGUGGAAUCCAACGAGACGGGGAAACUCGAGGCGAGGAACACAGCUGGUUUUGGGGCCGUUUUGAGAGAUGACAAAGGAGCUUGGGUUAAAGGUUGUGCUGGAAAUCUUCCUCCUGAGUGGUCGGUCUGUCACCGGGAGAUCUUUUCCAUGUGGACAGGUCUUCGUCUUGCUUGGGAUUGUGGUGUGAGGGAUGUUGUUUGUGAGACUGAUUCGCGGGAGGCCUUCAUGGCGGUGCAGCAGCACCCGGAGACGGUGCAAAGAGACUAUGAUGACUUGUUGAUGAAUAUUCAGGAAAUGCAGAGUAGAAGUUGGAAGGUAGAGUUUAAUCUAGUGUUGAGGGAAGCUAACAAUGUUGCUCAUCUGCUGGCCGAGAAAGGAGCAGAGGGUAGUGAGAGUGGUGUCGGCAAUUACGUGGAGUGGCUGCGGCCUUUGAAUUUUGUUCUGGAUGCUGUCCGUCGUGAUUCUCAGGCCUCUUGAGCUUGGUGUUUAGCUUUCUUUCUAUCUUUUCUUUUCUUUUCUUUUCUUUUCUGUUUUUGACACAAUACAAAAUGUAGAUGUUGUCUAUUUCUAGUUUUGUUAAUUGUUUAAGCGAGCGGUGAAGCAUUUAUUAGUUGAACAGACUAUGGGCUUGUUUGGUUUGAAAGAAGUGGAGGGAAAAUAGGGAGGAGGGAAGACAAGUUGCAAAUUUUAGUGUGUAAUUUAUGAGCAAGUUUUGGCA